UGAGAGAGGACGGUGACUCAGCGAGACUGUGUGGGGAAGGUGGUAGGAAGUGCACCUUCGCUGGUGACUCGUCUGUCCCCUCUGGAGCCUGCAGCUCCUCUAGAGGGGGGCACCAGAUCACAGGUUCAAGUUGGGGUGGGGGGAUGGCUUCCAUGAGUCUGAGCGCACACAGCCACAUCCUCAGGUGCCUCCGAGAGCCAGUGCUGAAGGGCACCUGGGAGGCCCUCAGCUGGUGUUGGAGGAAGAUGUCGCCGUGAGAGAGGUUCGCACAUUUGCAGGUGGACUUGCUUUUGCUGCUUUGUACUCAGCAGAGCUCCGAAAGCUUUUGCCGCUGUCCUUCUGUACGCUGAACAGGAUUUACCUGGGACACUGGCAGGUGAGCAUGAAGGACCUCCUUAGGCCCUGCAGGGAGAGGCAGGUGGCUGGGCUUGCUUUCCUUCCAUCUCUUCUGGACGAGGCGGGAGGUCUGCCCGGGGCCCUGCAGACAGAGUCCUGCAGCUUCUAGGAGCUCAUUCGUCUCUGUGAUGUGGAAAGCAAGGCCCAGGGAGGGACAGUGACUGGCUGUGGCCACAGGGAUGUGGGUGGCCUUCUGCGCCCCAAGUGGGGCGUGUCUCCUGGGCACCUCCUCUGGCUUUGAUGUCAGCCCAGCCACAGCCGCCCUGCUGCAGCCCGUCCAGGGAAGCCUUUGGCUGGGGUUGGUUGGGCUUGGAGCCGGACCUGGAGAGCUUUCCGCACCCCACCUGAGGACCCCAGGAUCAUGUUGGAGACUCACAGGCAGGAGUGAGGGAGGGCCUGACCCUGAGAGGCCCAUGGUAACCCCCAAGCCCGUGCUCUGGGCGCUCCUGCUGGCGCUGCUAGGAACCGCGCUCCCCGCCCAGCCCCGCGCCUGCAGUGUCCCCGACGUGCUGCGCCACUACCAGGCUGUCAUCUUUGAGGACCUGCAGGCUGCCGCGAGGCGGGCAGGGCCGGGGGACGCAGGGGACGGGCCAGGCUCCAGACAUCUCCAUUUCGUUCAGAAAAACCAGACUGACGCCGUGGCCCCUGGACGGCGGAGUCGGGUGGGGCCCUCCUGUGGCGACCAGAAGGAGCACAGUAUUCUAGUGUCCAUCGCGGCCCUGGGGCGGGCCCUGCCACCCAGCAGGAGGGACCAGGGCUCAGGGGAGGUCUUCCUACUCGGUCCUGCUGGUCCUGCUGAGGGGGGUCUGUUGCGGGUGGAGCAAGGGCCCUCGGCAGCCUCGGGCUCCACUGAGUCCUCCGCCUACACGUCCCCGGCCCUGGAGCUCCGCAGCCCCCAGCCCUGCCAGGAGCCCUGCCCAGCCUUUGGGGGGCCUUGUGUGGCUGUGUGUCCUGGGGUGUUGCUGCAUGCUGUGUGGCCCCCUCUCUGCUCAGCAGGGCUCCGUGGGAAUGAGGCUGGGGAUGGGCUGCUCCAGGUUUCCUUGGCAACAGCAGGGAGGAGCCAGGAAACACCAGCUCAGGAAGGAAGGCUGCAGCUGCGCGAGGGAGCCGGAGGGCCUGGCCGAGCAGGCGCCAGGCACUGUCUGUGCCAUCGUCCGGCAUUCUUGCCCCUGGCUCCACCCUGUGCCACCCAGUUUGGGCACGAGCAGCUGCUGGAGGGAGCCGUGGACCUGCUGCGGGAGCUGAAGGCCAUGCCGGUCACGCUGCACCUGCUCCAGUCCACCCGGGUCGGCAUGUCUGUCAACGCCCUGCGGAAGCAGAGCUCGGAUGAGGAGGUCAUUGCACUGGCCAAGUCGCUCAUCAAGUCCUGGAAGAAGCUCCUGGAUGCUUCAGAUGCCAAAGCCAGGGACCGGAGGAGGGGCGGGCCUCCGCCCACAUCAUCCUCGAAGGAGGGCUCCGAGGUCAAGGAUUCCAGCGGCCAGAGGCUGGAGCUGCCCAGGGUGCUGCCAGCCCCAAGGAUGACCACGUUUCCCCCGAUGCCGGUCACCUGCGACGCUGUGCGGAACAAGUGCCGGGAGAUGCUGACGGCCGCCCUGCAGACGGACCGUGAGCACACGGCCAUCAGUGCAGAUUGCGAGCGUCUGUCGGCCCAGAUCGAGGAAUGCAUCUUCCGGGAUGUGGGGAACACGGACAUGAAGUAUAAGAACCGCGUGCGGAGCCGCAUCGCCAACCUCAAGGACGCCAAGAACCCUGACCUGCGGCGGAACGUGCUGUGUGGCACCAUCACGCCCCAGCAGAUCGCGGUGAUGACGUCGGAGGAGAUGGCCAGUGAUGAGCUGAAGGAGAUCCGCAAGGCCAUGACCAAGGAGGCUAUCCGAGAGCAUCAGAUGGCCCGCACAGGGGGCACCCAGACAGACCUGUUCACCUGCAACAAGUGCAGGAAGAAGAACUGCACCUACACACAGGUGCAGACCCGCAGCUCUGACGAGCCCAUGACCACGUUUGUUGUCUGCAACGAGUGUGGGAACCGCUGGAAGUUCUGCUGAACCCUUGUGCAGAUGUGCCUGCAGCGGCGGCCAGCGCUGGCUGUCCCUCCUCGCCUCCUGUGGACACAGCCUCUGAAGCCCUGCCUGUGCCUUCCUGGCUGUCCCCAGAAGGCAGACACCCGCCCCCCAUCUGCAGCACACCUGUCUCCAAACGAUUAAAUGUUUCUUCUUGCCACCA
Molecule: messenger RNA, 2619 nt
Organism: Myotis brandtii (Brandt's bat)
Lineage: Eukaryota; Metazoa; Chordata; Mammalia; Chiroptera; Vespertilionidae
Gene: TCEA2
Product: transcription elongation factor A (SII), 2
Exons: 15
Coding region: 576-2441 (621 amino acids)
Biological process (GO): transcription elongation by RNA polymerase II; DNA-templated transcription
Cellular component (GO): nucleus
Molecular function (GO): zinc ion binding; nucleic acid binding
Source: RefSeq, a predicted model, not a curated record